Molecule: messenger RNA, 1416 nt
Organism: Ilex paraguariensis (yerba mate)
Lineage: Eukaryota; Viridiplantae; Streptophyta; Magnoliopsida; Aquifoliales; Aquifoliaceae
Source: the annotation of a GenBank genome assembly
AUGCUGGAAAGGAAAUUGGCGGAUGCUGAGGUUUCUGAAGAAGAGCAAAACAACAUCCUGAAGUAUCUAGAGAAUAAGGAAAGAGAAUAUAUGCGUCUUCAAAGGCAUAAAAUGGGCGCUGAUGAUUUUGAGCCACUGACAAUGAUAGGAAAGGGCGCAUUUGGAGAGGUUAGAGUAUGUAGGGAGAAGACAACAGGUCAUGUAUAUGCCAUGAAAAAGCUUAAGAAGUCGGAAAUGCUUCGCAGAGGCCAGGUUGAACAUGUCAAAGCAGAAAGGAAUCUACUUGCGGAGGUCGACAGCAAUUGCAUUGUCAAGCUUUAUUGUUCCUUCCAAGAUGAGGAGUAUCUCUAUCUCAUUAUGGAAUACCUACCUGGUGGAGAUAUGAUGACUUUACUUAUGCGGAAGGAUACAUUAACUGAAGAUGAGGCCAGGUUUUAUGUUGGGGAAACAGUCCUAGCUAUUGAAUCCAUCCAUAAGCAUAAUUAUAUUCAUAGGGAUAUCAAGCCCGACAACUUGCUACUUGAUAGAUAUGGCCACAUGAAAUUGUCGGAUUUUGGAUUAUGUAAACCACUGGACUGCAGUAAUCUACAUGAGAAGGAUUUUACUGUGGGAAGUAACCUUAGUGGGGCUCUUCAAAGUGAUGGACGGCCUUUAAAGCCAAAGCGCACCCAGCAGGAGCAACUGCAGCAUUGGCAGAGGAAUAGGAGGAUGCUUGCUUAUUCCACUGUGGGGACACCUGAUUAUAUCGCUCCAGAAGUUUUGCUGAAGAAAGGAUAUGGAAUGGAAUGUGAUUGGUGGUCUCUUGGUGCUAUUAUGUACGAAAUGCUUGUGGGAUAUCCACCUUUUUAUUCAGAUGAACCUAUGUCUACCUGCAGGAAGAUAGUGAACUGGAGAAGUCAUUUAAAAUUUCCAGAAGAAGCAAAGCUAUCUCCAGAAGCAAAAGAUCUUAUUUGUAAACUUUUAUGUAAUGUAGAUCAGAGGCUUGGUACCAAAGGCGCAGAUGAAAUAAAGGCUCACCCAUGGUUCAGAGGUAUUGAAUGGGACAAAUUGUAUCAAAUGAAAGCUGCAUUUAUUCCAGAAGUUAAUGAUGAGUUGGAUACCCAGAAUUUUGAGAAGUUUGAAGAGAGUGAUAAUCAAAUGACGACCACAACAAAAUCAGGUCCAUGGAGGAAGAUGCUUCCGUCUAAGGAUGUCAACUUCGUGGGCUACACAUAUAAAAACUUCGAAAUCGUGAACGAUCAUGAGGUUCCUGGAAUUGCUGAAUUGAAGAAGAAGAGUACAAAACCUAAGAGGCCCACUGUGAAGUCCCUUUUCAAUGAAGAGUCGGAUUCUGCUUCGGCUCAACCUGCUCAAGGGAGCUUUCUCAACCUGUUGCCUCGACAACUAGAAAUCUCGAAAAAGGGCGAACCCGUCUAA